AUCGACAUUGUUGAGUUCCCCGAAGUUCCCCACUUGCUCGCCACUGGGAUCGUCUUGGGCUCUACCUUUGCACAUCCUCCACCGAUCCUGAGGUACUCUCAUCUCGGAAGUGCCGAAGCACACCCUUCUCGCGGUCAACGUCUUUGUCAUCACCAUCGUUAGUGAGGCUUACCGAUAUCGGACUCCCCUUGACUCAGCGAUCAACAGUAUAAGACGCGACGACCACCCAUCCCCCUCCCCAUACGACCCAAGUCCAGACAUAGAGACUCUCACAAUGGCCUCCACAAAAGAACACAACAUGGAGGAGCACGAUGAGAUGGAGGAGGAGCAAUUCAUCACCGAAGACGACGUCCUCGCCGAAGUCCCCGACGAUGGGGAUCACCCGAUGGACGAGGACGACGAUGAGGUCGCCGACACUCUAGGCGACCUGGGCCAGGGCUCCUCCUCCUCCGCCGUCGAGGGCAACUUUGAGCAGGCCUUUUCCGAGCACAAGCAGUCUGUCUUCACCGUCGCCGGGCAUCCGACGCAGCCGCUCGCGGCCUCCGGGGGCGAGGACGACAUGGGCUACAUCUGGGACAUCACGGACGGCGAGGUGCUCGUAAGACUCACUGGGCACACGGAUAGUGUGACGAGUACGGCGUGGAGCCACGACGGGGAGAUGGUGGCGACGGGUGGGAUGGAUGGAAAGGUUCGGUUGUGGCGGAGAGUGGGGAAGGAGGACUGGCGGACUUGGGAAUUCUUGACGGAGUUGCAGGGGCCGGAUGAGGUUAUGUUCUUGAGGUGGCAUCCCAAGGGCAAUGUACUUCUCGCCGGUUCGAAUGAUACCACUUUAUGGCUAUGGCAAUUGCCAUCUGGAAACAUCAUGCAAGUCUUCGCUGGCCAUACUGGACCCGUCCAGUGUGGUGAAUUUACUCCUGACGGCAAAAACAUCAUCUCCGCCUGCGGCGACGGCGUCUUCCUCUACUGGAACCCGCGCGACCCCGCCCCCAUCUUCAAGCUUACCCCCGACGACGGCCGCUUUAAUCUCGAUGGCAUCACCUCCAUCGCCGUGAACCCCGCGUCCACGCUCGCCAUCGUCGGUGGCGCCGCUGGCGGGGUGCGCGUCGUCAGCCUGAGCAAGGGCGAGGUCGUCAAUGCGCUCGGUGGGCAUACGGAUGGCGAAAGCAUCGAGGCGAUCAGCUUUGUGGAUGUGGCGCCGGGGGCGAGUGUGGUGGCGACGGGGGCGACGGAUGGCAAGGUGUGCUUGUGGGAUCUGAACACGAUGCGGUUGAGAACCACGCUGCAGCAUGAGGACGCAAUUACAACCCUGCUCUCGCACAAGCACCUACUGAUCUCUGCUUCCGCGGACCGCACAUUGCGAACAUGGGAUGGCAAGACCGGCGCUCUCAUCCGUGAGAUGAAGGGUCACUACGGCCCAGUACUCGGCGCUUCGCUGGCUCUGGGCGGAGACGUCGUUCUGAGCGCGGGCGACGAGGGAUUGUGUUUGGUGUUCACCACCGAACCGACGGAGUUGCAAUAGAUAUACAAAGAUCCGGCAUACGGAGCUUUCGCGUAGAUGUACAGAUUGUAGGCAUCGUCAGUAUGUAUUUAUAUGUAGGUCAAGCGGCGCGACCUCGCAAGCGCUAGCUGAGCAGGUCGUCUAGAAAGUCUUCCAUUUGUUCUUUCUCUCCUUUCGGAGCCUUGACUUCUGUAGGCAACGCUGGUGCGUUGAUGUAGUCUUUCGCUGAGUCGCGGCGUCAGUGUUCUUGUACAUAUCAAGGGAGGCGAUGCCCACCAGAUUCCUGAUCCCGCGCCUUCGGCACAAUUGGCUUGCUCUGCAGACGAUCCGGCUUCGCCUUGAAUCGCGAUUUGAGUU
Schizophyllum commune H4-8 is the source of this 1855-nucleotide messenger RNA. Its product is annotated as WD40 repeat-like protein. Gene Ontology annotation, molecular function: protein binding. The transcript has 5 exons. Bases 275 to 1519 code for a protein of 414 amino acids. Lineage: Eukaryota; Fungi; Basidiomycota; Agaricomycetes; Agaricales; Schizophyllaceae. The record is from RefSeq and is a predicted model, not a curated record.